Octodon degus (degu) is the source of this 2017-nucleotide messenger RNA. It is a transcript of the gene Gpn1, whose product is annotated as GPN-loop GTPase 1. Lineage: Eukaryota; Metazoa; Chordata; Mammalia; Rodentia; Octodontidae. The record is from RefSeq and is a predicted model, not a curated record. The transcript has 14 exons. Bases 55 to 1179 code for a protein of 374 amino acids. Gene Ontology annotation, molecular function: ATP hydrolysis activity; GTPase activity.
GUCUCUCUAGGCGGGAGGCGUCUCGGUGGUGGUGUAGGCGGGGCUGGCGGAAACAUGGCGGCGCAAGCGAGCGCCGCUGAGCUCCCGGACGCGGGGGCUCCUCGGCCCUCCGUGUGUCUGUUGGUUUUGGGAAUGGCAGGAUCCGGGAAAACCACUUUUGUACAGAGGCUCACAGGGCACCUGCAUAGACAAAGCUCUCCACCUUAUGUGAUAAACCUGGACCCAGCUGUACAUGAAGUGCCCUUUCCUGCCAACAUUGAUAUUCGUGACACUGUGAAGUAUAAAGAAGUCAUGAAACAAUACGGACUUGGGCCCAAUGGUGGCAUAGUGACCUCGCUCAAUCUCUUUGCUACCAGAUUUGAUCAGGUGAUGAAAUUUAUUGAGAAAGCCCAGAACACUUCCAAGUAUGUCUUGAUUGACACACCUGGACAGAUCGAAGUGUUCACCUGGUCAGCUUCUGGGACAAUCAUCACCGAGGCGCUGGCAUCCUCGUUUCCAACAGUAGUCAUCUAUGUGAUGGACACAUCGCGAAGCACUAACCCAGUGACCUUCAUGUCCAAUAUGCUGUACGCAUGCAGCAUCCUGUACAAAACCAAGCUGCCUUUUAUUGUAGCCAUGAACAAAACAGACAUCAUUGACCACAGCUUUGCCGUGGAAUGGAUGCAGGAUUUUGAGGCUUUCCAAGAUGCCUUGAAUCAAGAAACUACAUAUGUCAGUAACCUCACUCGAUCCAUGAGUCUGGUGCUAGAUGAGUUUUACAGCUCACUGAGGGUGGUGGGUGUGUCUGCUGUUCUGGGCACCGGCUUCGAUGAGCUCAUGGUGCAGGUCACCAGUGCUGCAGAAGAAUAUGAAAGGGAGUAUCGUCCUGAAUAUGAACGCCUGAAGAAAUCACUGGCCAGUGCACAGACUCAGCAGCAGAAGGAACAACUGGAACGCCUUCGGACAGACAUGGGCUCCGUAGCCUUGGAUGCAGGGACCGCCAGAGACAGUGCAUCUUCCACGCUGGACCCUUCUGACUUGAUCCUGACUCGGGGAACCUUGGGUGAAGAGGAUGAAGAUGCUGAUAGUGACACUGACGAUAUUGAUCACAGAGUUACAGAGGAAAGCCACGAAGAGCCAGCAUUUCAGAACUUUAUGCAAGAAUCAAGGGCACAGUACUGGAAGAGAAACAAGAAAUAAACCUUUAGGAAACUUCACUUGCUUCCACAAGUCCUGGAUUCUGGACUUUCAUGUGAAUAAACUGUCCUUACCUGUGACUGGGGGGAUAUGUGAGCAAUUUUAUCACUGAGGAGUUAACAAGUUACCAUGGCAGAUCAUUUGCCUAGCAUGCCCUGGGCUCUGGGGUUGAUGCCUAGAGCAGUAAAAAAUAUUUUCUUGAGAAUAGCAGUUUCUCUUUUUAGGGAAACCUCAUGACUCAGAUGAAGUUAGGGAAAGGAGACUCUUGGAGCAAGCAAGUAGACGCGAAUUCUGUCUUGGCUUUUCCCUUGUAAUUAUGUAAGGAAGGACAUCUUAACUGCUCCCAGAAACUGAUGCCCCUUCAGGCCAUUUGAACUCCACUCCUGCUACUUGUGGCGCAGAGGACAUACUGGCCUGAUGAUCACCUCAGAUCUUGAGUAUUGGCUGGAUUCAUGUCAUCUGCCUCUCAGCAUUGUGCUCUUGGCCAGAAUUGUUUUCUUAGCACAGAGGGAAAGGAGAGGGUCAGGGGUUUGGUUCAGUGGUGCAACGCCUGCCUGACAAGCACAAGGUCCGGAGUUUGAUUCCUGGUAACCCCACAAUCAAAAGGAGAGGGAAAGUGAGCUUGUGGCAGUAGGAUCUCCUUGGCAACCAGUCUGUUGGUAUGAAAUGUGUGUCACACUAUGUAGCUUUUCCCAGGACACCAGGUUGGUCAAGGAAAGUGGGCAAAGCGUGUGAUUUCUUAAUAAAGAUCCUGUUUUUUAAAGGAUCUGGAUAAAGAAGUUUUAAGUGUAACUGUUAUAAGCCUGUCAUGAUUUCAAGUCAAAAAAAUUGUACAAUCAUA